AACUGGUAGGGGGCUGGUAGCGGAAAGCGGCGAGUUAAAUCCGUCCCCUCCCCAGAUCCCACUUCCGAGGGAGUGGGCGAUAGAGGGGAGGUGGGGUUGGACCAGCUGCGAGGGGGCCCCUCCCUUGCACCUCCCCCCACCGGACUUGGUCGCGCCCGAAGUGUAACACUUUCUCUUUGUCGGAGGAGCUGUGCUGUUUUCUGUGCUGGAGCUACAGUUGCGGCGACGCCCGUGGCAGCCCUGGCCGACGCAGGAGAGAUGGCAGCGACCGACAUAGCUCGCCAGGUGGGUGAAGGUUGCCGAACUGUCCCCCUGGCUGGACAUGUGGGGUUUGACAGCUUGCCUGACCAGCUGGUGAAUAAGUCAGUCAGCCAGGGCUUCUGCUUCAACAUCCUGUGUGUGGGAGAGACAGGUUUGGGCAAGUCCACCCUCAUGGACACCCUGUUCAACACCAAGUUUGAGGGGGAGCCAGCCACCCACACACAACCAGGUGUCCAGAUUCGGUCCAGUACCUAUGACCUCCAAGAGAGCAACGUGGGUCUAAAGCUCACAAUCGUUAGCACAGUGGGGUUUGGGGACCAGAUCAACAAGGAGGACAGCUACAAGCCCAUUGUGGAAUUCAUCGAUGCCCAAUUUGAGGCUUACCUGCAGGAGGAGCUGAAGAUCCGCAGGGUACUGCACACUUACCACGACUCCCGCAUCCAUGCCUGCUUGUACUUCAUCGCCCCCACGGGUCAUUCCCUGAAGUCUCUGGACCUAGUGACGAUGAAAAAGCUGGACAGUAAGGUGAACAUCAUCCCCAUCAUUGCCAAAUCAGACGCCAUUUCUAAGAGUGAGCUAACAAAGUUCAAAAUCAAAAUCACCAGCGAACUUGUCAGCAAUGGGGUCCAGAUCUACCAGUUCCCUACAGAUGAUGAGUCGGUGGCAGAGAUCAAUGGAACCAUGAAUGCCCACCUGCCUUUUGCUGUCAUUGGCAGCACAGAAGAACUGAAGAUAGGAAACAAGAUGAUGAAGGCCCGGCAGUACCCUUGGGGCACAGUGCAGGUUGAAAACGAGGCCCACUGCGACUUUGUGAAGCUGCGGGAGAUGCUGAUUCGGGUCAACAUGGAGGACCUCCGGGAGCAAACCCACAGCCGGCACUAUGAGCUCUACCGCCGCUGUAAGCUGGAGGAGAUGGGCUUCAAGGACACCGACCCUGACAGCAAACCUUUCAGCUUGCAGGAGACAUAUGAAGCCAAAAGGAAUGAGUUCCUGGGAGAGCUCCAGAAAAAAGAAGAGGAGAUGAGACAGAUGUUCGUCCAGAGAGUCAAAGAGAAAGAAGCUGAACUAAAAGAGGCAGAGAAAGAGCUGCAUGAGAAGUUUGACCGUCUGAAGAAACUACAUCAGGAUGAGAAGAAGAAGCUGGAGGAUAAGAAGAAAUCCCUGGAUGAUGAAGUGAACGCUUUCAAACAGAGAAAGACGGCAGCCGAGCUGCUCCAGUCCCAGGGCUCCCAGGCUGGAGGCUCACAGACUCUAAAAAGGGACAAAGAAAAGAAAAAUUAACUCUGCUGUUUGCUGCAUGCUGCAUGAGACCCGGGGUCCCGUAAUCCAUGGCUGUGUACUGAAUAGUAUUCCCUGCUACAGCUGGACUGGACUCCAUUUAGCUUUUUAAGCCAAGGUUCCUAUUUUAACUGACAGCUUUCCUUCGGGGUGCCAGGCAGCCGGGUCCCCCUCUCCUGCCAUGUACUUCCACUUCAAGCCCCCCCUCUUCUUUUUAAGUUCUGCCUGCCAGUCCCACUGACACUGACCAUGACCUUCAUCUUCUUUUUUAUUUUUUGAGGUGGUUUUUUGGUUACUUUCUUUCAAAACACAGUCUAACAAGGCUAUGCCAAAUAUUCAGGCCCUUUUGAAGUGUUUAGAAUGGGGAGAGGGUUUCUCUCUUCAAUAAUAGACAGUAAUAGGCAGCGAAAAGUAGAAAAAAAUGAAAAGCAAACGUAUGCACAAAGUUGAUUUUGUUGGCAAAACAAGAGUGCAGUUUUGAUAUGUAUUGUCUGGUGAGUAGCGGAUCGGUUAGUGGCCAGAGGUAAGUAUGAAGGGAUUGCUGCCAAAGCAUAAGCUAGUUUCUUGAAAAAUCCAAGUCUCAUAGUGGAGCAUUUUAGGAGACCCUAUGCUUGGCAGUUUAAAAAAAAACAAAACAACUUGGAUACUCGGCCAAUAGCUCAGAGAUGCUAAGUUAGGGCUGUCAAGUCUUCUUGGGAAGGGCAUCUUAUUUGCAGCUUUGAUACUUUCUUGUCCAGUGUCACAGCUGCUUCCCAUGUAUCCCAAACUUAAAACAACCACCAGUCUCCAUCUCUCUGGAUAAUUACUUGCAUCACAAAUAGAGCCCUCAUUUGCAUUUGUUUACAGAUUAACUACUUGAGGAUUUAGGAGCUCUGAAAACUUCAAAAUUUUGACAGCCUUCCACCAUCUUCAGAGACUAUGCAGGGAUUUUGUAUCCCGGGAUAAAUUUUGGUCCGCAAGACAGACAUAACCCACUUUUUUUGUAAGAGGAAAUUGAGGCCCAGAGAAGUGAGGGACUUGCUGGAGAUCCCAACCCUGUUUCACAGCAGAAGCCAGGCUAAAUUCAGUGUCUCCUGACUGCCGAUCCAUUUCACAAAGGGAUUCAGUCUCUUCAUGUGUGUCCCUGGAGAGAAGGUUUUUUGAUGCUCAGAGAAACCGAAUAGUUAGUAUUAGAGGGUCUUUGAGGGUUUUUUUGUCCCAUAGAAAAAUAUCCAAGGAUGUGUGGGUAGGGGCAGGCAAAGCAGAAAAGUCCAGACCAGCUCCUGAGCUGAGUGCUUCUGCUGACGGUAGGGAUCACCAGCACCUGUUAGCUGGUCAGCUUUCCUGGAAGUAUGGAAUGGGGCCCAGGCAUGCAUAUGUUUAACAGAUGCCCUAGACCAGGGGUCGGCAAACUGCGGCUCGCGAGUCACAUGCGGCUCUUUGGGUAUGUUCUUUCUCAA
Molecule: messenger RNA, 2978 nt
Organism: Hipposideros armiger (great roundleaf bat)
Lineage: Eukaryota; Metazoa; Chordata; Mammalia; Chiroptera; Hipposideridae
Gene: SEPTIN6
Product: septin 6
Exons: 11
Coding region: 259-1542 (427 amino acids)
Molecular function (GO): GTP binding
Source: RefSeq, a predicted model, not a curated record